AUGCAUGCAUACAUACACACAUACAUACACACAUACAUACAUACAUACAUACAUACAUACAUACAUACAUACAUACAUACAUACAGCCACCCGUCUUUUCCAUUGUUGGCACUGGUUUUUGAGAAGUGUGAGCUAGCCACCUGCACUCCCAGAGAUAUCACGACCAGCCACAACGAUGUCUGUUCCUCUGAGUCCUUUGCUGAAGACAUCAGGGUUUUCGCUAAUCAGGUGAAACUUGAGAAAACCUAUUACGUUCCGAACCCUGAACUGGAUAGUUUAAUGAUACAAGCAAUCCAAGUUCUAAGAUUCCAUCUACUGGAACUUGAGAAGGUUCACGAACUCUGCAACAACUUCUGCCACCGCUACAUAGCCUGCUUAAAGGGAAAAAUGCCCCUAGAUUUUGUCAUAGACGAAGGCGAGGGCGGGCCGAACCCUGGAUACUUAGGGGGCUUGAGCGGAGGGGGUACCGGUAGUAGCAGCGGAGGAGGGGGCAGCAGUGGGAGUGGUGGAAUGGGGAAUCAUAAGGGGUACGCGGACCGCGAUUCACCAGCUGUGGGUGGUGGUGGUAAGGAAAUGUUUUGCUCUGGUGGUGGUGGUGUUGGAGAUAUGACUAAUGGUGCCGAUGAGGUUAGUUUGGGUGUUCUUUGGUGUUUUUUAUUUUGUCGAUACGUUGGUGUGUACGUUUUAGUGGGGUGCUACUUCGUCUGUCUGUACGCUCUUUGUUUCGCGAUGUUCAUUUCACUUCCAAGUUACUAA
Molecule: messenger RNA, 756 nt
Organism: Helobdella robusta
Lineage: Eukaryota; Metazoa; Annelida; Clitellata; Rhynchobdellida; Glossiphoniidae
Exons: 4
Coding region: 1-756 (251 amino acids)
Source: RefSeq, a predicted model, not a curated record